GGGGUUUUGGAAUGAGCGGGCGUGUCAAUCGCGCGCUGCGAUGCUUGGCGCUGCUUCCAGGCCAUCGGCGAUCUGCUGCGGGAUUUUGCUCCACGCAGUUCGAGACCGACAGCGAAGAUAAUCUCUACAACGAGGACGAGGCAUCGAAGGACAAGAACUUCUCAAGAUCCGCGACGUACAACACAUUUGGACUCUACAAGGCAGUGCUCGUAGGACAAGUCGGGUUUGGUCCGUUCGAAAAAAUUCUCGGCGAUGGGAGAGCUCUCACUUUGUUCUCCAUUGGAACCUCGGGCCUUAUCAGACCACCGAAUUACCCCGAGCAGAUCCAGUGGCACAAAGUGGCUGUUUACCCGGAACGCCUUCGAGAGAUCGCGAGGCAAAUCAGUAAAGGACGUAGAGUCUACCUCGAAGGGAAUAUGGAGGUGAGGAUUUUCAACGACUAUGUCACUGGUGCUGUCAAGCAAAUACGAGAGAUCUCCGUAAGGCAUGAUGGCCAGCUGAUUUUGCUCGAAGACAAGAAUCCCCCGAGAAAGCUUACGCUUCCCACGAUGGCGUACACACCAGCUGCUGUCACAAACUCUCCGCUCGAUCCUUGUCAAGAAGAAGCACUCGAAGAUAAUGUUAUUCUACCCAGGUAGAGCUCUCAGUUUCAGGCUGACAUUCAUCUGUUGAUAUAGCGCACGAGAAGAGAAUGUUUUUAAAGUCU
Messenger RNA from Selaginella moellendorffii, 706 nucleotides. RefSeq names its product single-stranded DNA-binding protein, mitochondrial-like. Gene Ontology annotation, cellular component: mitochondrial nucleoid. The record is from RefSeq and is a predicted model, not a curated record. Gene Ontology annotation, biological process: positive regulation of helicase activity; mitochondrial DNA replication. Gene Ontology annotation, molecular function: single-stranded DNA binding. The transcript has 5 exons. Lineage: Eukaryota; Viridiplantae; Streptophyta; Lycopodiopsida; Selaginellales; Selaginellaceae. Bases 12 to 638 code for a protein of 208 amino acids.